This is a messenger RNA of Neoarius graeffei (lesser salmon catfish), 2459 nucleotides long. It is a transcript of the gene gphnb, whose product is annotated as gephyrin b. Gene Ontology annotation, cellular component: postsynaptic specialization; cytoplasm; dendrite. The coding region runs from base 1 to 2286 and encodes 761 amino acids. The record is from RefSeq and is a predicted model, not a curated record. Gene Ontology annotation, biological process: gamma-aminobutyric acid receptor clustering; molybdenum incorporation into molybdenum-molybdopterin complex; Mo-molybdopterin cofactor biosynthetic process. Gene Ontology annotation, molecular function: molybdopterin molybdotransferase activity. The transcript is spliced from 25 exons. Lineage: Eukaryota; Metazoa; Chordata; Actinopteri; Siluriformes; Ariidae.
AUGGCGUCGGACGGGAUGAUCUUAACGAACCACGACCACCAGAUCCGGGUCGGUGUCCUCACAGUGAGUGACAGCUGUUUUCGUAACCUUGCUGAGGAUCGCAGUGGCAUCAACCUCAAAGACCUUGUGCAUGACCCCUCCCUGCUCGGAGGAACAAUUUCAGCCUAUAAAAUAGUCCCGGAUGAAAUCGAUGAGAUCAAGGAAACACUUGUGGAUUGGUGCGAUGAGAAAGAGCUCAACCUCAUCCUGACCACUGGGGGUACCGGCUUUGCGCCUCGCGAUGUUACACCAGAGGCCACUAAAGAAGUGAUAGAGCGAGAAGCUCCAGGAAUGUCCCUGGCAAUGUUGAUGGGGUCUCUGAACGUGACUCCACUGGGCAUGCUCUCAAGACCGGUGUGUGGUAUCCGUGGGAAAACACUUAUUAUCAACUUGCCUGGGAGCAAGAAAGGCUCACAGGAGUGUUUCCAGUUCAUCCUUCCUGCUCUUCCUCAUGCCAUAGACCUGCUGCGCGAGGCCGUUGUCAAGGUGAAGGAAGCAGCCAAUGAGUUGGAGGACCUGCCCUCACCCCCGCCCCCACUGUCCCCGCCUCCUUCCUCGAGCCCUGCCCACCGCCAGACUGAAGACAAAGGAGUGCAGUGUGAGGAGGAAGAGGAGGAGAAGAAGGACAGCGGCGUGGCCUCGGCUGAGGACAGCUCCUCCUCCCACAUCACUGCCGCCUCUAUCGCUGCCAAGAUUCCAGACUCCAUCAUCUCACGGGGUGUUCAGGUCCUCCCUCGGGACACAGCAUCUCUCAGCACCACGCCGUCUGAAUCUCCUCGAGCUCAAGCCACCUCCCGCCUCUCCACUGCGUCCUGCCCAACACCCAAGCUGCAUAGAGCCACAGCAGAGAUAGGAUCUCAUUUACAGUUGAAUGUAAAAAAGUACUGUCUAGCUUUAAAUGUGCAGUCACGAUGCAGCAGCAAAGAAAAUAUUUUACGGGCGAGUCACAGUGCAGUGGACAUCACUAAGGUGGCACGGAGACACCGUAUGUCCCCUUUCCCCCUCACCUCCAUGGAUAAAGCCUUCAUCACUGUGCUGGAGAUGACGCCAGUUCUGGGCACUGAGAUUAUCAACUACAGAGAUGGAAUGGGCCGAGUUCUGGCUCAGGAUGUUUAUGCCAAAGACAACCUGCCUCCUUUUCCCGCCUCUGUGAAGGAUGGCUAUGCUGUGCGAGCGGCCGAUGGUCCUGGUGACCGUUUCAUCAUUGGCGAGUCUCAGGCAGGAGAGCAGCCCACACACACAGUGAUGCCAGGUCAGGUGAUGAGGGUGACGACCGGAGCUCCUAUCCCAUGUGGAGCCGAUGCUGUGGUGCAGGUGGAAGACACAGAGCUACUGAGAGAAUCCGAGGACGGCACAGAGGAACUUGAAGUGCGUAUUCUGGUGCAAGCACGUCCAGGACAGGACAUCAGGCCCAUUGGUCAUGACAUAAAGCGUGGAGAGUGUGUGUUGGCCAAAGGCACUCAUAUGGGCCCAUCAGAGAUCGGCUUGCUCGCCACAGUGGGAGUCACAGAAGUGGAAGUGCACAAGUUCCCUGUGGUGGCCGUAAUGUCCACAGGAAACGAGCUGCUGAACCCUGAGGAUGAUCUACACCCAGGGAAGAUCCGUGACUCCAACCGCUCCACGCUGCUUGCCACUAUCCAGGAGCACGGCUACCCCACCAUUAACCUGGGCAUCGUGGGAGACAACCCAGAUGAUCUCUUGAAUGCCCUGAACGAGGGCAUCAGCCGUGCCGAUGUCAUCAUCACCUCAGGGGGCGUGUCCAUGGGCGAGAAGGACUACCUGAAGCAGGUGUUGGAUAUUGACCUUCACGCUCAGAUUCACUUUGGGCGUGUCUUUAUGAAACCCGGUCUCCCUACAACAUUUGCCACUUUGGACAUGGACGGUACACGAAAGCUAAUUUUUGCUCUACCAGGGAAUCCCGUGUCAGCUGUGGUCACGUGUAAUCUCUUCGUCAUACCCGCCUUGAGGAAGAUGCAGGGAAUCCUGGACCCACGACCCACCAUCAUCAAAGCUAGAUUGUCCUGUGAUGUAAAGUUGGACCCACGUCCUGAGUAUCACCGCUGUAUUUUAACAUGGCACCAUCAGGAGCCGCUGCCAUGGGCUCAGAGCACAGGGAACCAGGUGAACAGUCGGCUGAUGAGCAUGCGCAGCGCCAACGGCCUCCUCAUGCUACCUCCCAAAACAGAGCAAUACGUGGAGCUGCACAAAGGCGAGGUGGUGGACGUCAUGGUCAUAGGGCGGCUAUGAUGUCGUCAGUGAGGGACAGAGGGAUGGAGGGAGCAUAGAGCUGCGAGCGAGCGGUGGUUCACGGUGCAUGCCCACAUAUCAUCGACUAUCUCUGUAAUAUGCAAUGGCACAGCUAGUUUUUAUUGAUUUGGAUAACGUUGAAGUAUAGUCGACAUCUUGAUCACAAAAAACUA